This is a messenger RNA of Fusarium venenatum, 1239 nucleotides long. The record is from RefSeq and is a predicted model, not a curated record. NCBI's taxonomy places the organism in Eukaryota, Fungi, Ascomycota, Sordariomycetes, Hypocreales, Nectriaceae.
AUGAGCAGUCAAAUUCAAAACAAGGCAGCUGCCGGAGUUCCUUACUUCACUCCAACCCAGGAACCGCCGGCUGGUACCCCGCUCAAGACCGAUUUGGUGCCGACUCUCUUCAAACCACUCCGUACGCGAGGUGUUGAACUUCAGAAUCGCUUUGUCGUUUCUCCCAUGUGCACCUACUCAGCUCAGGAUGGACACCUGACUGAUUUCCACCUUGUCCAUCUCGGACAAUUCGCUCUCCAAGGCGCCGGUCUUGUUUUCGUUGAGGCUACUGCUGUUGAGCCUCGUGGUCGUAUCAGUCCCGAAGACUCGGGCCUCUGGGAAGAUAGCCAGAUUAUACCUCUCAAGCGCAUCACAGACUUCAUUCACAGCCAGAAUACCAAAGCUGCAAUUCAGCUCGCACAUGCUGGCAGAAAGGCGAGCACAGUUGCACCCUGGAUCGGUGGCUCUUUGAACAAAGCACUUGCUACUAAAGAAGUCGGAGGCUGGCCCAAUGAUAUAGUCGGGCCUAGUGCUAUUAGAUUUGCUGAUGAUUUUGGAACGCCACAUGAAUUGACGAUUGAAGAGAUCAGGACCCUUGUGAAGCAAUGGCAAGAGUCUGCUAUACGAGCUGUCAAGGCUGGCUUUGAUGUAAUUGAGAUCCACGCAGCUCAUGGUUAUCUUCUGCACCAGUUUCUUUCACCUCUCACCAAUAAACGAACGGACCAGUAUGGUGGAAGCUUUGAGAACCGUACCCGCCUGCUAUUUGAGAUCACUGAAGCUAUUCGUGCCGUUGUUCCAGAGGAGUUACCUCUCUGGGUGCGCAUCUCUGCCACCGAGUGGAUGGAGUGGAACAAUGAACCAUCUUGGGACCUCGAGAGCAGUAUUCGUCUCGCCAAGCAACUCCCAUCAUUGGGAGUCGACGUUCUCGAUAUCAGCAGUGGUGGCAACUUGAAGGCGCAAAAGAUCAAGGUUCACCAGACGCUCCAAACAGACCUCGCAGGCAAGAUCCGCGAAGCAUUGCGUGCUGAUGGCAAGGUGCUUCUGAUUGGAACAGUCGGCUAUAUCACUGAUGGCCCUUUUGCUCGUUCACUAGUCGAAGAGAGCGAGGAUCCAAAGGCUGAUCUCGUGCUUGCUGCAAGACAGUUCCUUAGAGAGCCAGACUUUGUGCUCAGCGCCGCAGACCAACUGGAUGUUGAUGUCAAGUGGCCAAUUCAGUAUCAUCGGGCAACCCCAAAGAACCGUAAGCCGCACAGCAAAUAA